AUGGCUAUACCCAACCGCACGGAGGCCAAGCAGAUGCGGAGCAAUCCGCACAGGAUACAUGAGUUUAAAAUAGCCAACUUGCUCACAGAUCCGUUCGCUAUUUCACUGCUAUCACUGGCACUUAUAUCGUGGAUUAUUGCAUUUGUUGGAUCCGUAACAGCGGCCUCCAACAGUUCAAAGUAUCCUCCAUUCGCUUGGUGGGGGAUUGCGUACCAGUUCUUGUUAUUGGUGAUUAUAUUUUUUCUUUACUGCUACGAACUGAUCGACUAUUAUCGAUCGUUUCUUGCAGGCGCCUUGGCUGUGGCUUUUAUCUACACCACAAACAGCACUGGUGAUUUGAUAUAUCUAGAUGGGUCUAGAAUGGGUGCAGCAUCGGCUGGCUUGAUUUUACUUUCCAUGAUCAACGCCAUUUGGCUAUUCUAUUUCGGUGCAGACAAUGCCUCACCUUCCAAUAGAUGGAUUGAUUCCUACUCUUUGAAGGGAAUUCGCCACUCUGUGUUUGAGUCUUCAAUCGCUUUGAGUAGUAGGCCUACGAUGGCUGGGCGCAACGUGUCAAAGUAUUCUGCCACUCCUCAUGACGCGCCCUACAGUGAGCAGCUUCCUCACUCCACAAGUUUUUACCCAGAUACUCAUUCCCAACACUACGUUUCCUCUACCGCAUUGAAUGGGUUUGAGAACGCAGAACCACCAGCUGCUCCAGCGUUACAAAAUAAUUUGCCAAACACGCAAAACAGCAACACAUUCUUCACUGACACAACGAAUGGUAACACAGAAACAACGAUGGGUGACACUUUGGGGCUCUACAGUGAUGCCGGCGACGAGCUGGGUAGCUUCCCUUAUGUUGCAAAGGCUCUGUACACUUACUCCGCUGACUCCAACGAUGCUUACGAAGUAUCAUUUGAACAAGGAGAGACACUAAGGGUUGGGGACAUUGAAGGUAGGUGGUGGAAGGCUAAAAGGGCUAACGGUCAGACAGGUAUUAUUCCAAGUAACUACGUGGAGCUAAUAAGCGAAAGUUCGUUCUAA
This is a messenger RNA of Lachancea nothofagi CBS 11611, 1026 nucleotides long. The record is from the annotation of a GenBank genome assembly. Lineage: Eukaryota; Fungi; Ascomycota; Saccharomycetes; Saccharomycetales; Saccharomycetaceae.